AUGGCAAUUGAAGAGACCGAUCAAGAUGAAGGGGUUAUAACUACUGUAGAGGCACCAGGAGACUGUCAUAAACCCACAGAACCUAGUAGCCCAGAGCCUAAAUCAAAGACAACUCAAACCCUUGAUGGCUAUAAAGAAAAGGAAAACCACAACUCAUAUAAAUCAAAGUAUCUUCAAAAGUUGUCUGAAUGCAAGAAUCUUGAAAAGUCAUGUAAAGAGACUGAGAGGCAGAAAUUUGUUAGCAAAAAAGGUACUACACAGUAUGUUGUACAUUGUGAUAAUUUGGUGGUACUGUAUAUAUUGGGAAAUUAAAUGAUACAACCAAACUUUGCAUAAAACUAAUAUUGGGAAGCACUUUAAUUAAUGUUGCUAUAAAUUCUAAAAAGUCGACUCUGCAGAGGAGAGUGUCUGAAAAGUGUAGCAUCCCAUCCCAUAAAGCAGUUAGUGUAGUAUCCUACCCUAACAGGUAACCUUUUCGGAGUACAAAACAUACAUAUUAAUUCAUUGUUGUCUUUUAAAGAACAUUUUGAAAGAAACUGUGCCACUUGAUGAACCAGACGUUGAAGAAAACCAGGAAAGUAUGGAACAAACUAUGUGUGGUGAGCCACAAGAAAGUGAUACAGAGAUGGAGUGUGAUAGUGAUGUAGAAGAGAACUUGAAUUCAGACACUGAUGAUGAAGAUUUAUCUAGCUAA
Messenger RNA from Paramuricea clavata, 694 nucleotides. The record is from the annotation of a GenBank genome assembly. NCBI's taxonomy places the organism in Eukaryota, Metazoa, Cnidaria, Anthozoa, Malacalcyonacea, Plexauridae.